Molecule: messenger RNA, 1530 nt
Organism: Ogataea parapolymorpha DL-1
Lineage: Eukaryota; Fungi; Ascomycota; Pichiomycetes; Pichiales; Pichiaceae
Product: cysteine protease ATG4
Exons: 1
Coding region: 1-1530 (509 amino acids)
Molecular function (GO): protein-phosphatidylethanolamide deconjugating activity
Source: RefSeq, a predicted model, not a curated record
AUGGCAUCCCAUAGCUUGAACACCCUUCACACUGUGUUUGAAUACAUUUGGGAUCGCGAGCUGCCCAAUGACGACUUCACAAACACGCUCACCGUCCUGGGCAGGACAUACGCGCCGGGCCCACCCCCGCAUCAGGAGAGGACCCCGGACCUGAGGACGCUUUUUCACAAGUUCAAGCAGGACCAGGCCGCCGAGACAGAGGCCAGCUGGCCGCGCGAGUUUCUCGGCGAUGUGCAUUCGAGAAUAUGGCUUACGUAUCGGUCGGGAUUCCCGCUCAUCAGACGUGCAGAGGACGGGCCGAGCCCCCUCAGUUUUGGCUCGCUCAUUAGGGGCACUGUUGAUCUCGCCACGGUGACCAAAGGGUUCACCACAGACGCAGGCUGGGGGUGCAUGAUUCGCACGUCGCAGUCGCUGCUGGCGAACGGCCUGCUCCAGCUGCGACUCGGCAGAGGGUGGAGAUACGAUCAGACCCGCGAGUGCGCUAAACACGCCGAGAUCGUGUCGUGGUUCGUCGAUAUCCCCACGGCGCCGUUCUCGAUCCACAACUUUGUCGAGCAGGGCGCCAAUUGCGCAGGGAAAAAGCCCGGCGAGUGGUUUGGGCCUUCUGCUGCCGCGCGCAGCAUCCAGGUGUUGUGCGAGGCCAAUUACGAUAAAAUAGGGCUCAAGGUGUACUUUACCGCGAGUGGAGAUAUCUACGAGGACGAGCUGUUUGAGCUGGCGCAGGAGGGCGCCGAAUUGCGGCCGGUGUUGAUCCUUGCUGGGAUUCGACUUGGAGUGAAAAACGUGAACCCGCUGUACUGGGACUUCCUCAAGAAAACGCUCAGCUGGCCGCAGUCGGUGGGCAUCGCAGGCGGUAGGCCGUCUUCGUCGCACUACUUCUUUGGGUUCCAGGGUGACUACCUUUUCUACCUGGACCCACACGUUCCGCAAAAAGCACUGUUAAUAGCAUCCGAGGCCCCCCACGAGAGCCCCGACCCGAACCACUACGUGGAGGUGGAGUCCGGGCUGGACCUGGACUCGGUCCACACAAACAAGAUCCGCAAGCUGCAUUUGGACCAGAUGGACCCUUCGAUGCUGGUGGGGCUGCUGGUGGAGAACCGAGCUAGCUACGACGCGCUCAAACACAACAUCAACGCGCACGACCAGGGGUCGCGAUUUCUCAACGUGUACGACUCGCGGCCCGUGCUUGCGGCCAAGAGCUCUGGCGGGCUCGAGGAGAGCGAGUUUGUGGACCUUGGCGUUCUGUCGAUGAACGAGUACGACGCGAUUGACGACUGCGACGCGGGUGCGUGCAAUGCGCUGCUGCGCAAGGAGCGUGCGUUUUCGCAUCCUGUGCUGGUGGCCAUGGACCCUGAGGAGCCCGAGGAGAUCGAUGCGUCGAUCCAUUUCGACAAAGACGCCUCGAUUCUCGAAAAGGACCCGGACCGAGCGAACGAGACGUUUGAGGAGAUCCACGUUUCUGAGACUGAGAGCCGGUUCGAGCCGGACGAGCCCGUCGUUGUUAGCCACGACUCUGCCGCAGUUAUGUAA